AACUGUGUUCCCCGCAGCCUGCAGUUUACUGCCUGUGCUGUUAUCUCACAGCGGGCAGACAUUAUAAGGUCAUGCCACUAAAUGUUGUGCUGGACGGUCCGGCCCCCUGGGGGUUUCGCCUGGCUGGAGGAAAGGACUUCAACCAGCCCCUGACCAUCUCCAGGAUCACACCCGGCAGUAAAGCCUCCGCAGCAAACUUGUGUCCUGGUGAUGUCAUCCUGGCCAUUGAGGGAGUCCCAGCCGCAGACAUGUUGCACUGUGAAGCCCAGAACAAGAUAAAAGACUCCACCAAUCAGCUCUGUCUUACUGUUGAAAGGAAUCAAUCAAGACUCUGGUCACCACGUGUUGUGAACGAAGGUAAAGCUCACCCAUAUAAAGUCAACCUGGAAGCAGAACAGCAGGAAUAUAAACCAAUUGGUGCUGCUCACAACCGUAGAGCUCAGCCGUUUGUUGCGGCAGCGAACAUCGAUGACAAGCGUCAGGUGGUCAGCACAGCCUACAACACUCCUAUAGGCCUCUACUCCUCGGGCAACAUCCAGGACGCCAUGGAGGGCCAGGUCCGAGGUCUGGUUCCCCAAAAGCCUGUGAGCCCCAGGACUUUGACCAGCAUUGAGGAUUCUGACGUGUACCAGAUGUUACAGAAAGACCAGGAGGAGCCCCAGGAGCCUCGGCAAUCUGGCUCAUUCAAAGCCCUGCAGGAGUUUAUUGACAGUGAUGGCACUCGUCCCAUUGUGACCAGGACAGUAAAAGCCCCGACAACCAAACCAACUCCGCCCACAGGAAACCUGCAGAAACUGCCCGUCUGCGACAAGUGUGGGAAUGGGAUUGUUGGGACAGUGGUGAAAGCUCGAGACAAAUAUCGUCACCCUGGAUGCUUUGUGUGCUCCGACUGUGACAUCAACCUCAAACAGAAGGGCUAUUUCUUUGUGGAGGGUCAGCUGUACUGCGAGACUCAUGCUCGUGCUAGAAUGAGACCACCGGAGGGACAUGACCUCAUCACAACUUUUCCUUCUGCAUAGAUUCCCCAGAUUAUGAGCACAGACACAAACACUCAGGCACACACACAGAUACACUUUGGCCAACACCCCUAUGUCCUUCAUCUGUGUCAUGUGUUUAUCUGCACCUUCAUGGUGUCUGUGUGCAAUAAUAUUUCAAUAAGAAUACACUUUUCUCUCUGAAUGUAACAGUAUGAUGUAGCAGCAGUGAGUACAAAACACAAAUGAGACUUGCUACAUUCAUCUUGCCGGUUUCUCACAAUUUGGUGUCUUUCCAAUAAAGACCUUUGUCCAUACUGUAA
Micropterus dolomieu (smallmouth bass) is the source of this 1297-nucleotide messenger RNA. RefSeq names its product PDZ and LIM domain protein 3-like. Gene Ontology annotation, cellular component: stress fiber; Z disc; filamentous actin. The transcript has 7 exons. Gene Ontology annotation, biological process: muscle structure development; heart development; actin cytoskeleton organization. The record is from RefSeq and is a predicted model, not a curated record. Gene Ontology annotation, molecular function: actin binding; muscle alpha-actinin binding. The coding region runs from base 72 to 1019 and encodes 315 amino acids. NCBI's taxonomy places the organism in Eukaryota, Metazoa, Chordata, Actinopteri, Centrarchiformes, Centrarchidae.